AUGUUACUGUUUAAAAAUAAUAGUUAUUCUGCUUAUCUAUUUCGACGUUUAUUAUCUUCAUGCCAGAAAAACGAUAACAAAUUUUCGCUUUUAUCAUCUACAAAAUUAAACGUCUUAUUUCUAAUAACAUGUCAGUCAGAGAAAGUGUUUGAUUUAUUUGAUGAAAUCACGAUUAAACUUGAUAGUUUUACUCUUACUGUUUUAUUUAAUACACGUUCUCGCGUUGCCAAUGAUCGAGCAAUGAAAAUAGGAAAAAAACUCCAUGAUCAAGUACCCAAUAAUUAUCGUAAUAAUAAUGUUGUAUUGGCUUCAUCAAAAAACAAGGGUAUUAUUACAUAUGGUGCCAUGAUGAAUGGCUACAAUAUGAAUGAUGAACCAUGGAAAUGUGUGAAGAUUUUCAAUGAAAUGAAACAACAAAAUAUUGCUUCAAAUGAGAUUGUCUGGAAUUUACUUAUAGGUGCAUGCUCAAAAAUAGGUAUGAUUCGACAAUGUCAAAAUAUUGUUGAUCAAAUUCCUUUGGAUAUGCAAAAUUAA
Molecule: messenger RNA, 534 nt
Organism: Rotaria socialis
Lineage: Eukaryota; Metazoa; Rotifera; Eurotatoria; Philodinida; Philodinidae
Source: the annotation of a GenBank genome assembly